Messenger RNA from Priapulus caudatus, 3508 nucleotides. RefSeq names its product centrosomal protein of 95 kDa-like. The record is from RefSeq and is a predicted model, not a curated record. Gene Ontology annotation, cellular component: centrosome; spindle pole. Lineage: Eukaryota; Metazoa; Priapulida; Priapulimorpha; Priapulimorphida; Priapulidae. Bases 126 to 3350 code for a protein of 1074 amino acids. The transcript has 17 exons.
ACUGCGAUAAUGUUCACUAGAUGGCGGUGCGAUUCAGCCGUGAUUUUCAAAUGUUUGUUGUAUAAAUUAUGCGCGUUCUUGUGCACAAACAUCAUCAUCAAUAUGUUGUGGUAGACGGAUAGAAAAUGGAAUUGUCAUCGAAAAAGGAGACCGGAGCUGUGGCUCUUAUUAAUCGACUACUGGACCAGUGCAAUGUCGAAAAAGAGGUGGUCACAUUGGACGAGGUCACAGCUGACCUCAUCAUCAACCUCCACGAAAGUCUGUUAGGCGACCCAUUGAUAGAUGCGAUCCGGAGUCCGUCGACGCAGGAGGAUGACGCGCACAACGUGCAGUGCGCGAUCGACUCUCUCUCGCUCGACAUCCUGCACAUGCCGAUGUCGCACAUCAACGGCGAAGACAUCGUUCACGGGGACAAGGUGGCGCUGUGUUACCUGAUCGAGGUUUACGCGGGGAUCGUGGAGCAGCUGAUGUCAGCGUUGCAGGCUGAGGACGAUGAAGAGAAGGAGGAGGAGCGAGAGCAGAUGUUAGAGGAUGACGAGGAGGAGGAGGAGGAGGAGGACGAGUCAGCAGAGCAACACGAAGAUAGGGAGGAGGAGGAGGAGCAGGAGGAAGACAUGGUCUCUCCCCAAAACGAGUUUCCUGCGGCAACCGGUUUCGAUCCCGAUAGCCCGCGUCCGGCGAGCGGCGAGGCUGCCGACCUAUCAACGAUGGAGCUGAUAGAACUCGGCGUGGAGCAACGCGACGGGGACGACCCGGGGGCGGCGACCACGCCCCGCGACGACACCCAGGAGCUCAUCCUGCUGGGCGUGACCCGCGACCCCUCGGGGUCGGAGGUCGGUGCGGGGUCAGAGGUCAGCGGCGCGGGGUCGCGCGUCGACAGCGGGCACGACGGCGAUGCGGGGUCGGGGGUCGCGGCGCGGGAUCGUCCGGCGUCGAGCGACGAGCGCGUGGGACGGGCGCAGCUGUCCUCCAAGUCACGGGACUCUGCGCUGUCGUCGCCUCCGCUGUCCCAGGACGUUCCACCGAUGACUCCCCACCAGCGAGGGGAAGCCCCGCCGCUCGGGGAGUUCGGGGACAUCGGGGAGGGCCGGCAGGCACCGGAACGGCCGGGAGGGAGGAGGAGGAGCGACGAGAAGGAGGAGGGGUUGGAGACGCGAGGGAAAGCUUCGAACACGUUCACGCACCACGUGUUUCACCACACAGAGCCGCCUAAAGAGCAAGCGCACCAAGAGGUUCAGGUUCCCACUCCCGCCGCCGCCGCAGCUAGGGGGCAGCACGCGGCGCGCGACGACAGACGGGGCGAGAGUUCCCGCAGCGGCAGCGACUACGACGCGUCGUCGAACAGCGCGAAGCGAGACUCCGACAGAGACAGGAGGAGCGGGAGAGCCGGGAAGAACGGCCAGCCGACGAGGGAUUCGACUCUCGCUUCGCUCGGCGGCAGGACCAUGCACCGGCAGCGCGCUCAGGACGUCAGCGAUUCCUCGAUCGGCCACCCUUCCGCGAUCAACAAGGCGACUGCUGCGAUGUCGCGAAGCAGCGUCUCCGAAGCCAGACCGGCGCCCGGGACGGCGCCGGACGCGGUGUUCGUGAGGCCCAGCCACCGCGCCGGCGAGUCGUCCACCCGGCCCUACCUCAACUACGAGAUCAAGUACAACACGGUGCCGUUCCCGACGGGCGACCGCGGCGAAUCCACCGCCACGCAGCGACGUUCCGCGAACAACGCAGAAGAACGCGCGGCGGCGGCGGCGAAGGGGGAAGGUCGCGACGCGGGUUCUAGUCAGCACAGAACUGAGAAGUUACCCGACGACUCGACCGAACGCGAUGUCGGACGCGCGGAGUCGUCGAGAGCGACUCGCGAGCCGGCCGCGCGGAAGGACGCCGGGCGAACGGGGCGUGGCGGGGAGCCGCCGGGAGACGAAGGCAUCAUCUACGCCACCAGGGAGCACGACGCGCCGAUGCCGUCGCGCGGCGGCGGAGGUGGCGGCGGUCGCCGCGGCAACGGGAAGCCAUACGAGAAGAUACUGGACGACGUGGAGAAGUCUCUGCAGCUGUCGCAGCGGCUGCUGGAUCCGAUACCGAUACACAGCGAACAUCUCAUGAUCAGCCCGCUGAGACAGAGCGAAUACGUCGACCUGCGAAUAGGAGGAAAUGAGGAAGACGACGGUGCCGAUGAUGGUGAUGAUGUCCACGCGACCCAUAAGUCAAAAAAGCUACCUCAGGCUUCACGUAAGAGCGACAGGGACGGGUACAAGCUUGAAACGCAGAAGCGAAGCAUGAAGCGUAAGAUCGCGUCAGCUCCCCCGCCAAAACUAAUGCAGCCAAGCAGCACCAUCGACCCGUUCAAGCGACCAAUCGGCCGACCGCGAGCGACACGCAGGCAGGUCAGCGGCCCCAGCAAUCACCAGAGGUCAGCGGCUCUGAUAAGCAUGGCGAGAUCCAUGGUGACGGCAACAUCCCAGAGGUCGCGAGAUGUCACAAGGUCGUCCGCGACCGGGAAAGGUCACGACAGGCUGGCAGGAGUCUUUCCGACUAGGUGCGCUAGUGCGAGACCGUCCCGCCUACAGAAACAAGAUGGCCGACCGCGCGCGAGGAGCUCGUCUGCUCCGCGCAGAAAACAAGAGAACGUCACCACGGACGAGAAAAAAUCCAGCGGAGUGCGCGCGCCGGAGAGACCCGAGCGAGAGAAGAAGCGACACGUGUCGUUUGAGAAGGAAUCCAAGGAGAGGAGGAAGGCGCAGCAGCAGCGGCCGAUUUCCGCUACAAGGUCGUCCUCUCCCAGAGCGAAGAGACAACCAGGUACUGUGCUAUACCCGCCCGCCCGAUCCAGAGCCACCACCAGAGAGCGCCGACGUAGCGUGUCCGUCAGCCCGUCGGUUGGCCGAACCCCACGUAGCGACGACGUUCCCGAGGACAUGCUGGCCCAACUGCUGGACGAGUUUCCGUUCCUCUACCUGUCGCACGAGGCGGUGCACCACAUGUACGAGCAGCAGAUACGGCAUCUGGAUGCCGUGAAGCGCAUCACGCGAAACACCUCGCAGGCACGCACCAAGGCUCAGAUUUUGCUGGAUGAAGCAGAGUACAGGCAGGCACUGUUGGCAAGAAUUCUGAAGAAGGAAAGAGAUCAUAACAUACGAUUGCGGGAGAAAACCGACAGAGAGUCCAGUCAGAGGAGUCUCCAAUCCCAGCUUCAGCAACAACGACAGCAGUCGGCACGUCUGCACCGUUACUAUGACGACUACCAGCUGCAGAUGCGUGCGAAGAUGACUCGGCAGAAAACCAAGGAAGAGGUGAUGUUCAAGCGUAUGUUCAGCGAGGCGCUAGAGCUGCAGAAGAGCGAGUUGGGGAGCUGAGAACUACGCGAGAGAGCAAAGCAUGAAGAGAAGUCGUGAUCAACGCAUGCUCACGCGGCUCCCUCGAGACAUACUACGACGAUCAGUUUACCAUGCUUGCCGAGUCCGUAGCCAAAGAGAGAGACUACCUGCACAGUAGAGACCAGGCUCAGGCUAAG